Messenger RNA from Coccinella septempunctata (seven-spotted ladybird), 3103 nucleotides. RefSeq names its product zinc transporter 1 (gene ZnT63C). Gene Ontology annotation, biological process: zinc ion transmembrane transport; intracellular zinc ion homeostasis; detoxification of zinc ion. The transcript is spliced from 7 exons. Gene Ontology annotation, molecular function: zinc ion transmembrane transporter activity. The coding region runs from base 260 to 1624 and encodes 454 amino acids. The record is from RefSeq and is a predicted model, not a curated record. Gene Ontology annotation, cellular component: membrane. Lineage: Eukaryota; Metazoa; Arthropoda; Insecta; Coleoptera; Coccinellidae.
UCUGACAGUUAUGUGAGACUAAUGACAGUAUCUGCACGAUUUCGAGAAGUACUUCAGUUACCUGUAUUAUUCUCUUGAAUAUUGUAAUAAUACUAAAUUCCACGAAUUUAAAACUGGCUAUGAAUAAGGAACACUAUGCUGAUUCAUAUACGGAACUGAGAUAAACCCCAUUAGUUCAAAAUGACCAGUUUUCCGCCAAUACGAAUAAGAUUGACAAAAUUUGUUUAGUGACUUCGAUUAUAUCAAAGUUUUAGUGAAAAUGGCGCGACUUGGCGGCAAGAAAUGUCGAUUGCUGACCAUGUUGUGGAUGACCAUGGGUUUCUUCCUGGUAGAAAUUGUUGUAGGAUACAUCACAAAUUCUAUGGCGCUGGUAGCCGACAGUUUUCAUAUGCUUAGUGAUGUAGCAGCACUCAUAGUGGCUUUCCUCUCAGUAAAAAUGUCCCCGAAGAAAUGGUCAAAAAACACUUUUGGUUGGGCUCGAGCUGAAGUGUUGGGGGCUUUAGUCAAUGCAGUAUUCUUAGUAGCAUUAUGCUUCUCGAUAACAGUAGAAGCUUGCAAGAGGUUCAUCGAAGUGGAGGCUAUACACGACCCAAAGUUACUGGUGGUGGUUGGAGCUUUAGGGUUGCUAGUAAACCUGAUUGGUUUACUUUUGUUUCACGAACAUGGCGGCUCUCAUGGGCACUCGCACGGUCGCCUGUCACACAGCCGUAACCGCCUCACGCAGUUGGCGGUGACGGACGACAACGAGAACGACGAGACUUACCCCAGUCCCCCGCCGCCACCACCGCCACCGACGGUCAAGCAGAACUCGCACGGUCACGCCCACUCUCAUUCAUCCGGCCAGAUGAACAUGAGAGGGGUCUUUCUACAUGUUCUGUCGGACGCUUUAGGCUCAGUUAUUGUGAUAAUAUCGGCUGUUGUUUUCUGGUUGACUGACUGGAAAUACAAAUACUACAUAGAUCCAUCUCUUAGUAUAGUUUUAGUUAUUUUAAUUCUCCACUCUGUUUGGCCCCUGCUGAGAGAUUCUGCACUGAUUCUUCUCCAGACGGUACCAACGCAUAUACAAGUUGACGCCAUCAAGGGACGCUUGUUGGCUAACGUAGAUGGGGUUUUAGCGGUACAUGAAUUUCAUGUAUGGCAACUGGCUGGUGAUAGGAUUAUUGCUUCAGCCCAUAUAACAUGUCGCAAUUUAUAUGAAUACAUGAAAAUUGCUGAAAAGGUGAAAGAGUUCUUCCACAAUGAGGGAAUUCAUUCUACCACUAUCCAACCAGAGUUCCUAGAUGUUCCAUAUCCGAACUCUGAGGAUGACCAGCAAGACACCGAAGACUGCGCACUACAUUGCCCUAGGAUUACAGACAGCGAGAACUCCUGUGUUCUCAACACUUGUUGUGGACCUUCCCGACAGGGCCGGGACACCCCAUCGCCGAACGCGACGCCAUACAUGUGCCGCCAAAGGAGCACCCUGAGCAUCCCUGCAAGCCUUCAACAGAUGAAUGAAAUGGAAAAGGGAGUUCUUUUGCAGGAACACGAGAACUCUUCUCAAUGCGAAUGCGACCGAUCGCAAAAUCCGUGGAUGUAUGCCGGUCAGUCCCACUCGCAGUCCUGUGACAAAGUGUGUUCAUAAUCAUACCGACGAAAGUGCUAGUGGGUUUGUUGUUCAGUUGUGGAAAUGAAGAUAACGACAAAUUGAGGUAUUAUCGGACGGAAUUUCGUAACGUGUACUCUUCAAUUGAAAAAUUAUAAAAUGACUGAAUGAUUUUAUGUGAACAUAUGUACAUUAUUGUUUCAGAUCGAUAAAAACUAUACAUAAAAAGUAAUGAAUAAGACUUAAAAUAGCAAGAACGCAUUGUGGUAGUCUUACAGGAAAUUCUUCCAUCAAUUUCCUUGGCGCUCAUGCAAUAUAUUUCAUCUGUCGUUAUUGGAGCAGUCCAUUCUAUUAAAGAGGAAUGGAGGCAAAGUUACUUCAUUAGAAUUAAAAGUAUGAAAUAAUCACCAAAAAAUAGCGAAUUCUUAUUGUUUAUAACUAAUAAACUUAUUCUCAAAAAAGUUUUUUGAAUUUACCUUCUUUUUAUUCACAUAUAGAAAUCUAAUUUAAUAGCAUGAUGCUGAAUAAAUUCCCUGUUGCAGUUUCAUUAAUUUCUAAUGAAUCAUUUCUUUUGGCAAAACGACUUGACAAGUACGAAUACUAAUUUCCCAAUGAUUCCUGAAACAUUUUAACUUAUUUUGUAAAAUUACAUAUUUAAUUUAAUAAAAAUUAAUAGUUAUAAUUGGCAAAAAAUAUACAUGUUACAUCAAAGCAAGACCUUAUUUUCACACAGGAUUUGCUUGGUUUUUCUUAAACAUAUUUUGAUGAAGAUCUUUAGGCGGCUGUCCAUGUUUUCAUACUCAGAUAUUUAAUCUUUGAAACGGUUUUCAUUUUGAAAUUCCAUAAUUACAAACGCAAUUCUACCAUGAUGAAAGUUGAAAUUUCAGAGUAAUGGGCAUAUUUUAAGAGGCAAAGUGAAAUCUUGCAGACGCCACUUAUUUGUUAAAUUCUGAAAAUUAGAACUAACCAAAGAUAAAAUGUUUUAGUAUUAUUUUUCAUUUCACCCUCAAAUUUGGAUAUUUCCAAGUAUUUAAGGGGCUAAAAAAUAAAUAUGCCUAGGUAAUUUUUUUAUUUUGCUGUCGAUUCUAUUAGAACAAAUAAGAACUGAGAAAUAUAUGUACAAUACAUAAUCAUUUAUUACUAUGACCGUGCAGUGAAUACCAAAUAGAAUGUAUUUCCUUUGAUAAUUCUAUUAUAUUUGAUUAUUUUCAAAACAAUGUUUGAAUACAGCUUAAAAUUCAAUUGAAAAAUAAUUAUAUAAAGUAAUUCUAAAAAUUAUCUUCCAUCUAGUCCAGUAAAUUAAUAUUUUACAUAGAGAGGGUAUCACACAACGAGAAGAUUAAUUUAUGUGGAUGAGAUUGAGAACUCAAAUAUUACGGGGUUGAAAUAUAAUUAAACUCCACAGUGAUUGUUAUUUAUUAUAAAUUCUAAUAUGUCCUUUGGAAUAGAAAAAUUAAAUAAUUGUAACAUUUUUUAAACAAAAGCUUAUAUACAGAAUAAAGUGAUACCUCAACAAGU